AUGACGCUCGACGACUUUUUCACCUUGACCGAGAUGAAUAACGGGCUCACUGCCCCUUCUCGAGUCAAUGAGCUUGUGUCCGUCAUGCAGAAGCAGAAAAAUGACAUUGUGAAGAACGUGAAUGAAGCAACUAGGCAGUGGUCAGCUGUCGGGAGUGCUAUAGUUGCCACUGAGAACCGAGAAUGUCUCGACCUUUUCAUCCAUUUAGACGGCCUUCGAUUUUUGGGCUGCUGGCUCAAAGAAGCUCAUAAAUUUGGGAAUGACCCAAACAACUCCUUUCUCGAAGAGUCAGUUGCUCGUCUGCUGCAAGCUCUCGAACGGCUUCGUGCGGACCGCGAGAUUCUGGUGUCCAGUGAGGUAUGGACAGCUGUCGAGGAUUUAAAAAGCCACAGUAGUGCUAAAGUGCGGGAUAAAGCUCGAGCUUUGUUCGAUAGCUGGACGACGAGUGAUGACGUGGAAAAGAUUGAAUCUUCGGUAGAUGACUAUGAAAAAGGCAAAAUAUUAUCAGGAGAUGAUCGAAUGGUAUCUACUAGUUCGCCUGCUGUGCAUGCUGUUGAAGAAAAUCGCAAGUCAGAUAAUAUAUCUGAUUCUUUAACUCCCUUGCCAAAUCCCGAUUUGGAAACUGUUAAUCAUUCUUCGGGAAAGGAUUCGGUUGGAUUGUGUAAUCCGGCCAAAAAUGGAAGUACAACAGAGAACAUAGAUUCUGGAGAAAAAAACAAUGCUUCAGAAAGCAAACCCGAGGUUGCACUAAAAUCGGGUUCGCGUAUUUUUUCUCCUUCCAGAGAUAUGAGUCCAUGUGGUGAGGACAUGGAUGAGAAGAGUACCAAAGAUGAAGCUUCCGAGACAGAAAUUUCAGAUCACAAAGAACAACACAGUCAAAAUUCUUCUGAGAAAAAGCCAGAUUCCCCCAAACCCGAUAGCAGAAGCAAAUCGCCAGCUGGCGAAAAGAACCUAGAUAAGGAUAGAAGCCCGUGUGGUUUCGACCUGAACCAAGACAUGCAUUCGGACGACACUGACCGUCGGAUUUCGACGCCCGUUCCCAUCAUAUCCUCUUCGAGAGCCGCUUUAGCUCGCGGGCCCCCUUCUUCCCCUUUGCAAUUUGAAGGAAAUCUGGGGCUGAAAAUCUCGGCCUCAGCCAGCGCUUUCCGGCCAGCUUCUCCCCGGCAGCCACAAAGCUUUUUUGAUAUUGAUCUCAACUCGUCAGGAAAUUCCGAGGCUGGUGGGCCCCACUCUCUCCGCCUUGACCUGAACCUCGCGGGUGAGCCUGCAGACAGUACUGCUGUGGGUAUUAAUCUGAAUGAUCGGCCGGCGCAAAAUUUCGAUUUGUUCGGUGGGGGUUUGAAAGUGGAAGACUCGGUUAUAUCGAUCAUGGGGAAGAGGGUGGAGGUGGAGACUGAUAAGGGGUCUGUUUACGCUCCUCCGAUUAUGGGCUUUCCUAAUGGGCCUGUGAUACCGUACAGCCAUUAUGGUAACAAUGAUGUUGGGCCUGGGCCCAGUGGGCCAGUUCAUUACGCACCUGUUCCCCAGAUUUUGGGGACUCCAGCGUCUUUGCAGGCUAGUUUCUCUCAAACAUCACCCUUUUUCUUGAACCUGACGGGCCCAAGCCCGUCAAACGGGCUUGGGGCUACUGGAGUUAUCGCGAAUGGGCCUGAAGGUGUUGGGCCUUCACGGGGGAGUUUGGAUCUCAACUCGGGAAUGGGAAUGGGGGAAGGUGGGAGCCAGAAUCCUGUGGGCUUCAUGCAGUUCUUGAGCCCGAGUGGAGUUGGGCCCGUGGGGGAGCAGCAGAAGCCCGACUCGCAGCCCAGUAUGAGUUCAGCUGUGGGAGGGAAAAGGAAAGAGCCGGAUACUGGGUGGGAAAAUUACCCUUUUAAUCAUUAUACGUCUCCAUGGAAGUAG
This is a messenger RNA of Striga asiatica, 1896 nucleotides long. Lineage: Eukaryota; Viridiplantae; Streptophyta; Magnoliopsida; Lamiales; Orobanchaceae. The record is from the annotation of a GenBank genome assembly.